Molecule: messenger RNA, 1197 nt
Organism: Agrilus planipennis (emerald ash borer)
Lineage: Eukaryota; Metazoa; Arthropoda; Insecta; Coleoptera; Buprestidae
Product: zinc finger protein 622
Exons: 4
Coding region: 87-1157 (356 amino acids)
Biological process (GO): ribosomal large subunit biogenesis
Cellular component (GO): preribosome, large subunit precursor
Molecular function (GO): zinc ion binding; nucleic acid binding
Source: RefSeq, a predicted model, not a curated record
CAAAAUAGCAUACCUAUUAUCUAUGAUAGCAUACAUUCUAAAGCACAUUCCUAGAGCACAUUAUAAACUUAUACUGUGGUUUAAGCAUGUCUUCCCCUUUCACAUGUGUUGCUUGUGGUGUUGUUUUCAGUGAUCCAGAAUUACAACGAUCGCACUACAAAACUGAUUGGCAUCGAUAUAAUUUAAAGCGAAAGGUUGCGGAAUUGCCUCCCGUAUCAAGUGAGGAGUUUGCGAGGAGAGUCUUAUUACAACGUAACAUCGAUCAGCAUGAGGAGAAUAAAAAGGAAUAUUGCUUAAUUUGCAGAAAAAGCUUCGGGAAUAAAAAUGCUUUUCUCACUCAUAAAAAUUCAAAGAAGCAUAAGGAAAAUGAGAAAAAAUACAAACAUGAUUACAAUAAUUCAUUCAAACAAGAAAAUAUAUCAACAGACAGCAUUGAAGAAGAAGAGAUAGAUUCAGAUGAAUGGGAUGAAGAUACAGAAAAUCCUAUUGAUAAAAAUAAUUGCUUAUUUUGUGCACAUCAUAGUUCUACCCUUUUGAAAUGUUUAAAACACAUGGCAAUAAGCCAUUCCUUUUUUAUUCCUGAUGCAGAGUUUUGUGUAGAUUUACUAGGUCUUUUGAGGUAUCUUGGAGAAAAAAUAAUGAUUGGCCACAUGUGCAUAUGGUGUAAUGAAAAGGGAAAGUCAUUCUAUGGUGCACAAGCAACUCGACAACAUAUGAUUGACAAAGGACAUUGUAAAAUGCUUCAUGAAGGGGAGACAUUAAUUGAAUAUGCAGAUUUUUAUGAUUAUUCUUCUUCAUAUCCUGAUGCUGAUGAAAAGAAUAUUGAUCAUGAUGAAGAGAUCAAUAUUCCUGAAAUAGAUGGAACUGAUUAUCAAUUAGCAUUGCCAUCUGGUAAAGUAAUAGGUCAUCGUAGUCUUUUGUGCUACUAUAAGCAGAAAAUUAACCCAAACCUUUCUAAGCAAAGUUAUAAAAUUAAUAAGGGCAAACUCUUAGCUAGUUAUAGAAUACUGGGUUGGACAGAUACUAAAAAGGAAAUUACUGUUAGCAAAGCCAGAGAUUUAUUAUAUAUGCAAAGGUUGCAGUCAAAGUGGAGAACAAAAUUGAGUAUAAAAGCCAACAAACUCCAAAAGCACUUCAGAAUGCAAGGAAAUUUCUAAUUUUAAAUUAUAUUUUGCAAUAAAUAAGUUGAUGUUUGAU